AUGUCGGACAACAGCGCAAGCCUUCGCCGUCAAAUUGGAUUCUUCAAGAAACAUAUACAACGCCUCUGUUCUGACGCAGAACAAUCGCUCAAGGACUACAACAUCGACAUCAAUACGCCACAUUUUGAAACCCUCAAUGAUGACGCACUUGAGACGUUCAGGCUAGAAAUCGCUAACACUCGUUCCAGCCUUCUCAAAGCUUACACGAAAAUCAGAAAACUAGACGAAGAGUGGACGAUACUUCAGAAAUCAAUCCCCGACGAACAACAGAUCUACGACGAGUAUGUCAAGAAAUACGGCGACUACCAUAUCGUCAUCGCUGAGGCAGUGAAGAACUUAGAGAACAUGGAUGCUCUUUUAAACACUAUCGAUCAGGAGUGCUCAACUCGACGCCUAUCGCUCUCAUCGGCGACUUCGGAACCAAACACUCCGGAAGAUGAAACAAAUUGGAACACAGGCAAUAGGACCUCUCACAAUACUCCACAAAUUCCUAUUAAUCAUGCCGCUGAUGCUUCGCUGAUGAACUUCGUCGACGCAUCCAUAGUCAGCAAGCUGGAACUACCCACAUUCGACGGCAACUUACUGGAUUACCCGGAAUUCUCAUCAAGGUUCGCGACUCUGGUAGGGAACAAAAUCCAACUAGAUGAUACGACGAAAUUCUCUCUACUUAAAUCAUGUCUGCGAGGGAAGGCGUUACAUGUCAUCCAAGGACUAUCCAUGACACCUGGAAACUACAAAGUAGCUAUGGAAAUCCUGAAAACCCACUUUGAUGACAAG
Molecule: messenger RNA, 777 nt
Organism: Cylicostephanus goldi
Lineage: Eukaryota; Metazoa; Nematoda; Chromadorea; Rhabditida; Strongylidae
Source: the annotation of a GenBank genome assembly